Sparassis crispa is the source of this 387-nucleotide messenger RNA. RefSeq lists its product as hypothetical. The transcript is spliced from 2 exons. NCBI's taxonomy places the organism in Eukaryota, Fungi, Basidiomycota, Agaricomycetes, Polyporales, Sparassidaceae. The coding region runs from base 1 to 387 and encodes 128 amino acids. The record is from RefSeq and is a predicted model, not a curated record.
AUGCGGAGGUGCAGUGCGGCCCUGAUAUUUCGUGGAAGUACCACGUCGCGACGGCGUAUAUCAAGGUGUGUCUGCGGGUGUAGCUGUGUGGGUACAGAGCAGACGCUCACCGGGACAGGCAUGGGUAUCUGCGUCGUCAUCGGCUUUCCGCACAGGAACAGCACGACCACCGUCAAGGUCUUCGAAGCGACCGAAGCGAUGGACGCACUGCAGGCGUUCGUGCGUGCGGGCGGUGAGAUCGGUGGGCCGGGGCUCGUGGAGACCGACAUGGUUGUGAACAUCGGCAAGGUCCUCGCGGGCGAAUGGGGCUACGUCGAGCACGAGAUAGCAGCGAUCGAUACCGCCGCCGUCGCGCUCGCUUGGCUGAGCAGACCAAUCACCACCUGA